This is a messenger RNA of Dictyostelium purpureum, 2547 nucleotides long. RefSeq lists its product as uncharacterized. Gene Ontology annotation, molecular function: 5-methyltetrahydropteroyltriglutamate-homocysteine S-methyltransferase activity; zinc ion binding. The transcript has 4 exons. The record is from RefSeq and is a predicted model, not a curated record. Bases 18 to 2465 code for a protein of 815 amino acids. NCBI's taxonomy places the organism in Eukaryota, Evosea, Eumycetozoa, Dictyosteliales, Dictyosteliaceae.
CAAUAAUUGAUAAUAAAAUGGUAUCAUCAUCAAAUUUAGGUUUCCCACGUAUGGGUGAAAACCGUGACUUAAAAAAAAUCGUUGAAGCUUACUGGGCUGGUAAAGUUGACGAAGUCGAAUUUUCAAAUACUAUUAAAUCAAUUAGAGCUAAACACUGGACCUUACAAAAAGAAACUGGUAUUAACAUUAUCCCAAGUAAUGAUUUUUCAUUAUAUGAUCACGUUUUAGAUCAUGUUCUUUUAUUUGGUGCCAUUCCAAAACGUUAUGAACCAGUUGUCGAAUCCGAAGUUGAAGAUAACUCAAAUGGUUUCCGUACCUAUUUUGCCAUGGCUCGUGGUUAUCAAACUAAAAAAGCUGCUUCUGAAGUUGCUGCCACCGAAACUGAAGGUGCUUUUGCCACUAAAGUUGAAAAGAAAAUUGAUGUUGGUUCAUUUGAAAUGAAAAAAUGGUUCGAUACUAACUAUCACUACAUGGUCCCAGAAUUUGAAGCUGAACAACAAUUUAAAUUAACCAACCACGCCGGUUACACUGCACCAAAACCAGUCCACGAAUUCUUAGAAGCUAAAGCUCUUGGUAUUGAAACCCGUCCAGUUAUUUUAGGUCCAAUUUCAUUCUUAUUAUUAGGUAAAUCAGCCGAUAGCAACAAACCAUACACCACUAAAUUCGAUUCAUUAGUUCACCUUGAAGCUUUAGUUAAAGUUUAUGAACAACUCUUCGAACAAUUAGUUGCCGCCGGUGUUAAAUCUGUUCAAAUUGAUGAACCAGUUCUUUGUUUCGAUCUUUUAGAAGAUACCACUAGAGCUGAUCUCAUUAAAAAUGCUUUUUCAGUUGCCUAUAAUAGAAUCCACAAAGUUGCCCCAACUGUUAAUAUUUUAAUUGCCACUUAUUUCGGUGAAGUUCGUGAAAAUAUCGAAUUAAUUACUUCACUCCCAAUUAAUGGUGUUCACAUCGAUAGAGUUAGAUCUUCAUCUGCUGCUUUUGAUGCUGUUUUAGCUAAAAUCCCAUCAACCUGGACUGUUUCAAUUGGUAUCAUCGAAGGUAGAAAUAUUUGGAAAAAUAAUUUAAAUAAUUCAAUCAUUGUUGUUAAAAAAGCCAUCGAUUUAUUCGGCAGCGAAAGAGUUAUUGUUUCACCAUCAUGUUCAUUAUUACAUUCCCCACACUCCUUAGCCAAAGAAGUUGGUUACGUUAAAGCUGAAGUUUUAGAUUGGUUAGCUUUUGCCGUCGAAAAAUUAAAAGAAAUUGCUUUCCUUGCUUUUGUUUUCAACUCAUGCACUGUUUCCGUUGCUGAUAAUCAAGUUACUAACGUUGAAUCAAACAAUGUAAGAAAAGUUUCAAAAUUAAUCCACAACGAUACUGUUAAAUCAAGAGUUAACGCUGUUACUCCAGAAAUGUUCAAGAGAAUCAACAAAUACCCAGUUCGUCGUGAUGCACAAAGAAAGAGAUUAACCACCUUACCAGAUUUAUUCCCAACCACCACCAUUGGUUCAUUCCCACAAACCCAACAAGUUCGUGUUGCCAGACAAAACUACAAAUCAAAGAAAAUUACUGCUCAAGAAUAUGAUCAAUUUAUUCGUAGUGAAAUUAAAGCUUGUGUCCAACUUCAAGAAGAGUGCGGUCUUGAUGUUUUAGUUCACGGUGAAUUCGAACGUAACGAUAUGGUCGAAUAUUUCGGUGAAAAUCUUGAAGGUUUCGUCUUCACUGCCAACGGUUGGGUUCAAAGUUACGGUAGUCGUUGUGUUAAACCACCAAUUAUCUAUGGUGAUGUCCACAGACCAAAUCCAAUGACCCUCGAAUACACCAGUUUUGCCCAAACCCUUACUGCCAAACCAAUGAAAGGUAUGUUAACUGGUCCAGUUACCAUCCUCCAAUGGUCAUUUGUUCGUGAUGACCAGACUCGUUCACAAACCUGUAACCAAAUUGCUUUAGCCAUCAGAGAUGAAGUUGUUGAUCUCGAAACCGCCGGUAUUGCAGUUGUCCAAAUCGAUGAACCAGCCAUUCGUGAAGGUUUACCAUUAAGACAUUCAGAUUGGAACAUCUACCUUGAAUGGGCUGUUAACAGUUUCCUUUUAUCAUCGACUGGUGUUAAAGAUAGUACCCAAAUCCACUCACACAUGUGUUACUCAGAUUUCAACGAUAUCUUUGAAUCCAUCCAAAAUAUGGAUUGUGAUGUUCUCACCAUCGAAAACUCUAAAUCAGAUCUUAAACUCUUAAAAGCUUUUGAAAAAUAUGGUUACACUAAUGAAAUUGGUCCAGGUCUUUAUGAUAUUCAUUCCCCAAGAAUUCCAUCAGUUGAAGAUAUGAAGAACCGUGUUGAACAAAUGCUUAAAUAUCUCCCAGCCAACCUCUUAUGGGUCAAUCCAGAUUGUGGUCUUAAAACUAAUAAUCCAGUCACUGUUAAACAUGCUUUGGUUAACAUGGUUAAAGUUGCUGUUGAAUUAAGAGCUGCCUUUAGCAAAUCAGAAUAAAUAUAUAAAUAAAUAAUUUUGUGUAAUAUUUAAUAAAAAAAAAAUUAAAAAUAAAAAUUAAAAAAAAAUAAUUAAAAAAUAU